Messenger RNA from Heterostelium album PN500, 1617 nucleotides. RefSeq lists its product as uncharacterized. The coding region runs from base 1 to 1617 and encodes 538 amino acids. Lineage: Eukaryota; Evosea; Eumycetozoa; Acytosteliales; Acytosteliaceae. The transcript has 6 exons. The record is from RefSeq and is a predicted model, not a curated record.
AUGUCAUCUAAAGACGUACCAAAAGAUGUACGAGUAUAUAGAACACAUGAAUGUUGGGAGGAGCGUUACCAAAAAGAGUCUGAUACUACAUAUGAUUGGUUAAAAACAUACAAGGAUCUACAGCCUUACUUCAGUAAAGUCAUUCCCGACAAGAAUAUGUCAAUUCUGAUGUUGGGAUGUGGAAACAGUACACUUGGCGAUGACAUGUACGACGACGGCUAUCAUCACAGAACAAAUGUAGAUUACUCUGCCAAUGUAAUUAAUUCAAUGUCUGAGAAAUCCAAAGAUAAAGUUAAUAUGAAAUGGUUAGAAAUGGAUAUUAGAGAUAUGAAAGCAUUUGAAAAUGAAUCUUUCGAGGUAGUUUUGGAUAAGGCUACUAUGGAUACGUUUUUUAGUGGUGCAGAUGUGUGGAGUCCAGCAGAGAAUGUUUUAUCUGACGUAAAGCAAGAAGUAGAUGAAGUAGUUCGUAUAUUGAAGGUCGGUGGUGUCUUUAUCUAUAUUUCAUUUGGUCAGCCUCAUUUCCGUCGUCAAUAUAUAACACGUGAGAACUGGGAUGAAAUCAAAGUUACUACAAUCGGUGAAUUCUUUGUACCACGUCCAAAUACAAUGUCAAAUCCAAAGUCAUCGACACUACAACCACAUAGCAACAGCAAUAGCAGCAGUAAUAGCAACACAACCAAUCAAUCAAAUAAAAAUGAGUUAAAGGUAGGAGAGUGUAUUAUUCUCUGUGAUUUUAAAGAGAAUAUAUCAUUAGGUAAAUCCAAAGUGCAAGUAAGCCAUCAAUUUUACCAACAACCUGCUCGUACCUUCUUUGGAAUGGUCCUCUUCUAUAAGCAAGGUGACAAGCUGAAGACUCACUACUAUGACUGUCUUUCACAAGUACUUAAUCACUGUUCGACAUUUGCAACUUCAUGUCUCGACAAAUUAAUCAAUGAUCCAUUAUUCACCAGUCUAAAUAUCAACAAAAUUACAUUUUGGUGUGAUAAUGCUAGACAUUUCAAGUCAAAUGAAAUACUUUCAUAUAUGCAUACAUUGUCAAAGUUGCAAGUAGCUGAUCCAAACACUCCAAACAAAACCAAAAGAAAGUAUCUCGUCGAAUUGAAUACUUUUGCACCCUAUCACGGAAAGAGUGAAUGCGAUCAACAUUUUUCAAUGGUUUCUAGAGCGAUAGCAGACAAGUCGAGUUUCAAAGAUUCAAUCUAUACAGAUCAAGAUGUUAUCAAUGCAAUCAAGAGUACCACUGACAACAACAACUAUCAAAGAACAUACAAAUUGACUUCUGAAUCAGAGAAGGAAGCUGUUACCAUCAAAGUAACAGUCGAAAUUCAUAACCCAAAGGAAUUGAAACAAAAAGAAAUAAAGAUCUUUCCUGGUUUUACAGAGUAUCAUCGUUUCCAGUUUUUAGAUAAUAGAUCAAUGCGUGCCAAUAAACAUUAUAUUAAAUUCAUGGGUGGAAAUGAAGUUGACAAAAUGACUAUCUACAAAUAUUCUGCUAUGAAAAGUCAAGUUGGUAAAGAGACUACAAUUUCCAGAGGCUACGAAUCGACCACCAAGGAGGAGGCACAGUCUUGGAAACCAGCUCGAGAUAAGGCACAUACCACCUAUCUAAACACCUGA